This is a messenger RNA of Arabidopsis lyrata subsp. lyrata, 2620 nucleotides long. RefSeq names its product wall-associated receptor kinase-like 9. Gene Ontology annotation, molecular function: protein serine/threonine kinase activity; ATP binding; calcium ion binding. Gene Ontology annotation, biological process: cell surface receptor signaling pathway; protein phosphorylation. Gene Ontology annotation, cellular component: plasma membrane. The record is from RefSeq and is a predicted model, not a curated record. Lineage: Eukaryota; Viridiplantae; Streptophyta; Magnoliopsida; Brassicales; Brassicaceae.
GAAGACUUAAAGACGUAAUUGAUGUCCAAGUAAACGGAAUCUUUCUUAUCUACCUCUUCUUACAAAAGAAAAUAUUCAGGAAAGAACAAAUUUUUCUUAAGCAGAACAUAAACAUGAAUUCUUAUACUAGUUUUUCUCUUUUGAUUCUCUUCUCAUUCCUACUUUUUUUUUACUCCGAUUUUGCGGUUCUUACAGUUUCUUGUCCAACACACUGUGGAGGAAUCGAGAUCGUGUACCCCUUUGGAGUCGGAAAGGGUUGUUAUCUGGAGAAGUGGUACGAAGUUACAUGUAAUAAUACCUCUACUUCUGGAAAGCUCGUCCCUUUUCUUUCCGUAAUCAACAAGGAAGUUGUGAAUUUCUCUCCUCCGACUCAGCUCGAGGAUUAUUACGAGCCCUUUCCGCACGGGACAGUUAGCAUAAGAAACCCAAUAACUUCAAUGGGAUGCUCAAGCGACGAAGAAGAGCUUGGAUCACUUUUGAAUUUGACUGAUACCCCUUUCUACGUUAGCAGGAGAAAUACACUGAUAGGAGUUGGUUGCAAUAACACGGCAUCGUUGACAAAUGUCGAGCCAAGCAUAGUGGGAUGCAAAUCUAGUUGCGGCACACAUCCCCUUACGCCUGCUAGAGAUUAUCUUGCACUAGUCAGUUGUGAUGAGUAUGGCUUUGACCAGCGUUGUAAUGAAAGACGAGGCAUUAUGAAUGGAACAAGCUGCAAUGGUAUUAGAUGCUGCCAGGCAAACAUGGUCGACAGUAUUGAACAGAUUGUUGGUGUCAGAAUAGAAAGCACCAUAACGAGAGGGUGCAAAGUUGCCUUCUUGACAAACAAGGCAUCCUUUUUGUCUAGUAAAUCUGAUCCGCAAGAGCUUCAUGCUAGAGGAUACAGUACGGUUGAGCUAGGAUGGUUUAUCCAUACUACGAAUCAUUCAUUUGUAAAGUCUCUGGGAUGCUAUAGUACUGUAAUAGAGUACAUGAAUGUAUACGUCACCCCUAGAAGGAAUACAAGAAGUUGUGUAUGCGACAGUAAUACUUAUCUAAGCUAUGCAAGCUGCUCAUGCAUUAGUGGUUUCGAAGGCAACCCAUACCGUUUAGACGGAUGCAAAGAUAUUAAUGAAUGCCAAAAAAAAGAAGUUGAUGGAACUCACACUUACUGUAGUAGAGGCACUUGCGUCAAUUUGCAGGGAGACUAUCAUUGUGUGUACACAAAUCACACAAAUCAUCAUCGGCCCCUGGCUAUAGGCCUUGGUUCGAGUUUCGGCUCAUUGAUCUUUGUUGGUGGAAUAUACUGGUUAUACAAAAUUAUUAAAAAGCAAAGAAAUUUAAACCAAAAGAAGAAGUUUUUCAAGCGCAAUGGGGGUCUAUUGUUGCAACAACAAUUGACUUCAACAAAAGGCAUGGUCGAAAAGACAAAAGUGUUCAGUUCGCGAGAGUUGGAGAAAGCUACCGAAAACUUCAGCUCAAACAGAAUACUUGGUCAGGGUGGUCAAGAUACUGUGUACAAGGGAAUGCUUGUCGAUGGAAGAAUUGUUGCAGUAAAAAAGUCCAAAGUCGUGGAUGAAGACAAGCUAGAAGAGUUCAUCAAUGAGGUUGUCAUUCUUUCACAGAUCAACCACAGGAACAUCGUAAAACUCUUGGGAUGUUGCCUCGAGACAAAUGUUCCAGUUCUCGUCUACGAAUAUAUUCCUAAUGGUAACCUUUUCGAACAUCUUCAUGAUGAGUUUGAUGAUAACAUGAUGGCUACAUGGGAAAUGCGUCUCCGCAUUGCUAUUGAUAUUGCAGGAGCUCUCUCAUACUUGCACUCGUUUGCAACGUCUCCAAUCUAUCACAGAGACGUCAAGUCUACAAACAUAAUGUUGGAUGAGAAAUAUCGAGCCAAGGUAUCUGAUUUUGGAACGUCAAGAACGGUAACAGUGGAUCAUACCCACUUGACAACGGUAGUUUCAGGUACGGUGGGAUAUAUGGAUCCAGAGUACUUUCAGUCUAGCCAAUUCACAGACAAAAGUGAUGUCUACAGCUUCGGGGUUGUGCUAGUGGAUUUAAUAACUGGAGAAAAGUCGAUUUCUUUUUUGCGGUCUCAAGAAAACAGGACAUUGGCAACUUAUUUCAUUCUUGCAAUGAAAGAAAACAAACUCUUCGACAUUAUCGAUGCUCGAAUAAGAGAUGGUUGCAUGUUGAGUCAAGUGACUGCAACGGCGAAAGUUGCAAGGAAGUGUCUCAAUCUGAAAGGGAGGAAACGACCAAGCAUGAGAGAAGUAUCGAUGGAGCUUGAUAUAAUUCGUAUGUCUUCUGGAGAUAUGCAAAUGCAAGAGUAUGUAAGCGAAAACGAGGAAGAGGAAGAAAAAAACAAAGGAGUUGUGGAAGAUAUCAUAAGGGUAGAAUCAAGGAGCAAUGAGGUUGUUACUGCUCCAGCUUCUCAAUAUAAUAUAGCUGCUGCCUCAUCUUCUUCGUGGUCAGAUGUUGAACCAUUGUUUCCUCUUCAAACACGGUAAAACUUCAACUUUGAACAUUGUCUUUGCUUUUACGUUUGAGUUCUGUACUAGCCAAGUGUGUGUAAUAAUAACGACUCUCUUUGUAUCCAUUUCCCAACAAAAAAACACAUAAAAAUAAUUUGAUAUUUUGGUUA